Anopheles nili is the source of this 2913-nucleotide messenger RNA. It is a transcript of the gene Ubc6, whose product is annotated as ubiquitin-conjugating enzyme E2-17 kDa. The transcript is spliced from 3 exons. Gene Ontology annotation, cellular component: HULC complex. Bases 794 to 1249 code for a protein of 151 amino acids. The record is from RefSeq and is a predicted model, not a curated record. NCBI's taxonomy places the organism in Eukaryota, Metazoa, Arthropoda, Insecta, Diptera, Culicidae. Gene Ontology annotation, molecular function: ubiquitin conjugating enzyme activity. Gene Ontology annotation, biological process: protein polyubiquitination; proteasome-mediated ubiquitin-dependent protein catabolic process; DNA repair.
UUGAUCAAUCGUUUUCUGGCAUCAGCAAUCGAGCGAUUGCGUGUAUACAUUGUGAUAUUUAGCGUUUAGAGAGGAUCGUAAGAAAAAGUUGGUGAAUAAGCGCAGGCAACAGCAGGCUUCCAUGCAAGCAGAGUAGCUUAUACUAAGUGCACGACGGUUCACAGAAAUUGAAGCUUUUACGCGUUAGGUGGUGCAAGCUGGCGAUUCGCCCUCUGCCACGGCGUUAACCCGUUUUCCCGUGAUGCGUCUCGGUCGUGUUUGUGCGGCAUUAGUUCAUAUUUUCGCUUGAUCGGUGUGGAGUUCUCUUUUCCCGUUGCUCUUUGUCGUGCGCGUAAGCUCUCCGUCAGUGUCAGUGCUCGCGGUGGUUGUCCGAAACACAAAAGCAAGGACUUACAUAAAACAAGGAAUACGUAUCUCGGGGGUGAUUUGCCCGAGGCAACACCAAGUGCACCAAAAUAAGCCUCGGAACGGAGGCCAGGCGAAAAAAGAAAUUCACAGCCAGCCGCUGCUGCCCGUGGAGCUCGGCGGUGGCCUCACCUAAAUAGGAAGAAAAGUGUCAGUGGCCGGAGGAAAAGAGUGGGGAGCAUAGAAAUCCGUACAACCGUAGCGCGAACGAGUAAACGAGACGGAAAGAGACUGUUCGAGAAGCACUAGCAGAAGCAGCAACGCCAGUAGCGAACCGGAAAAGAAACACAGCCGAGCGACUGUAGCGCUCGUGCAACCAUCGAAGCGCAGAUUUAUUUUCGAUAAAACAAAGCUCUCGAACUCGGAUUUCGGAAACCCUUCGUAGGAAAUGUCCACUCCAGCUCGCAGACGUUUAAUGAGAGAUUUCAAAAGGCUCCAGGAAGACCCACCGACUGGCGUGUCCGGUGCGCCAACCGACAACAAUAUUAUGAUCUGGAAUGCUGUGAUUUUCGGACCACACGACACACCAUUCGAAGAUGGUACGUUUAAGCUCACGAUAGAAUUUACCGAGGAGUAUCCAAACAAGCCGCCUACGGUGAGGUUUGUGUCGAAAAUGUUCCAUCCGAACGUUUACGCCGACGGAGGCAUCUGUCUGGACAUAUUGCAAAACAGAUGGAGCCCUACGUAUGACGUGUCGGCUAUUUUAACAUCAAUUCAGUCUUUAUUGAGUGAUCCAAACCCAAACUCACCCGCAAAUUCCAUGGCAGCGCAGCUCUACAAAGAAAACCGUCGGGAGUACGAGAAACGAGUGAAAGCCUGCGUUGAGCAGAGUUUUAUCGACUAGCCCCGUUCGCAUUGCUGUCUUUGUCCCGACCGUCUUCGCACCCAUUGUCGCCGCCGUCAUCUAGGCGCCUUCCACCCUGUACCGAUAUACCGAGGACAUCUCUGUUCUUCCUUCGUAUUCGCCGUGUACGCCACAAAUCUGCUGGGAGUUCCUCUUUGGUUCGACAAUGACGUCCGGCAUAUCGAGCAGCUGAUGUUUCGGUAACUUUUUUCGACAGUUCGUCGUUGCAACCGCCACUCGGAAAGAACACUUUCCGUCGGCGUUCAGUGCAUGCGCCGUCGCUAUCAGCAGCCGGCUCCGAACGGUUCUGUCCUCCGUUGCACUGUGACGCAAACUCAACCAUAUUGUGCAAUGUAUAUUAUCUGCUUUUUUAGGCAAUGCCUCAUUUGGUCGUCCUAUUUCAAUAUUCAUGUUUUUGUUUGCUCGCAGAUGCCCUACUGGGAUCCAUCGAGCAAAUAUCGAAUCACCUACAUGCUACAUUAAGAGCAUUGUAGUGAAACAAAUUUGCAAACGAAAAUAAAUUCCUUUGAUCAGUCCACUUCGAUUAUAGAUUGCAACCGAAUGGAUCGCAAUGGAAGAAAAGAGGAACAUGCUACUAACAGUUUCUUCACGCAACGUUUUCUGGUGCACGUAAAUAAUGUUCACUGAUACGUAAGACAAAGCUUGCGUGGCCGCCCAUUGUUCUGCCUGUACGAGUGCUAUAUCCCAGAAAAAAAGAGAGAAGAGCAUCCCUUAGAUCGCCAAAUUGAUUCCUGCCCAAGGCAUGAGCGAUUCAUGAAGAUUUUCAUUAUCGAAAUAAGCCGUCAGAUUUGUUGCAAAUCCUCAAUACCAAAAUAAACGUAAGAAAAAGAGUGUUUGAAGAAUAGAAAACAUUAAAAUUGAUUUGAUUUAAAAGGAGUUAAUAUAAAAACAAAUCUUGCUAUGAACAUAUUACAGGACCGAAUGUUGCAAUAGGAAGGCGUUGAAUGAAGUGUUUACGGAAAGUGUCGCUAAUAGUGUAGAGUUAUCGUCAUGGAAUAAAAUAUUGUACACAUUUAUGAACAUAACAUAUGUCGAAGAUGAUGUCAUCUUCAUUCACGUUUAUUAUUUACAGAUAGACUUUCACAAAGUACACCUGGAUGAAUAAUACAGGCCAGAACAGUAACAAACUGCACAGAUUACACCUAUCGGUUAGCAACUUUCGCUUCGAAAUUAGUAAAAACAAGAAUACACGGAAGGAUAGCAGCAGUUGAUGGUUUGCGCAAAAUGAUUCGUCAAAGAUGGCAUGUUAUGGUGAAAUAAUAUAAUAAUAUGUAAACAUAUUAAUUAUCGUUGCGAAAGUAAUCGACAAAUAAACCAGGGAAAGAUAGCAAUGAAAGCUCCGAGCGGGUUUACACCCAACCUAAUAGUAAUGGGAAGAAGAUUGAAAUCGACGCCACGUCUAUUGGUACUCAAGCAUGAAUACGACCUGAUAAUGUGUAAUAAAGCAACACAACAAAAUUAAGAGAAACUUAACUAGGAAACGGGAGGAAUACAAUGCAAAGUAAUACAAACAAUUAAAUGGUGAUGAAAUGUGUACCAGGGUACCAUUUUGAAUUGUGAAACGACAUAAAUUGAAAUAUGUAUGUGCAAAGCUGGGAAUCUGAAGCCAGGAAACUAUAACGAAACUAAAAAGUAUAAAUAAA